AGAGAGAAAGAGAGAGAGAGAGAGAAGGGGAGAGCGAGGGAGGCUGUGUGUCCCAGCCACACCGCACUCUCCAAACACAACCACAGUCUCGCCACGUUCAGUUCAAUGAAGAUCUAACGAGCACAACACAGAACGAUCCAAACCAGAGAAUAUAUUACACGCGCUUUACGUGCGCGUUUGACGUCCUCUCUCACCGAACAUCGUUUCUACCGGACAACUCCAGGAAAGAAGCGAAAUAAGAGCAAUCAAAGGGGGAAAAAGGACGAAGAAGAAAAAGAAAAACCCCAGAGGACGGAUUUUUUUCCUUCACGUUAUUUCAUUUCUAAAGGACUCGGCUUGUCAUUACUGGAUGUAAAAAAUUAAAUUCAAUAAACUCUCGACUUCUCUUUGUCGAAGAAAAAAAAGGAGAGACCGAGUUUCAAAGUGACUGCAAAAUGGUGAUAAGGCUGUGAAUACCCUGCAUCUGAGAAAUCAGACCAGACUGACUCACAGGGCUCUGUGAGCCAGCGCCACCGAGGCUGCCAAAGCAUGCUGGUGCCAAGCUGUCCCACCAUGCACAGAGCCAGACCCACGCUGCUGCUGCCGCUGCUGCUUGUCCUGGGUCUGCUCCUCCACCUCACCGACGCUCAAACACCACCAAAGUUUUUAAGAACCCCCAAUGACCAAACAGGCGUACAAGGAGGUGUGGCAUCCUUCAUCUGCCAAGCUACGGGAGAUCCACGGCCGAAGAUUGUGUGGAACAAGAAGGGGAAGAAAGUCAGCAACCAGAGAUUUGAGGUGAUAGAGUUCGAUGACGGCUCUGGUUCAGUGCUAAGAAUUCAGCCAUUACGCACGCCCCGAGAUGAAGCCAUAUAUGAAUGCGUCGCCUCCAACAGUGUUGGAGAGACGAGCGCUACCACCAGACUCACUGUUUUACGUGAGGACCAGCUACCCCCUGGUUUUCCCACCAUAGACAUGGGCCCACAGUUAAAAGUGGUGGAGCGAACACGCACUGCCACCAUGCUCUGUGCCGCCAGUGGCAACCCCGACCCAGACAUCUCCUGGUUCAAAGACUUCCUCCCUGUCAACACCACCAACAACAAUGGACGAAUUAAACAGCUCAGAUCAGGAGCCCUCCAGAUAGAGCAGAGCGAAGAGUCUGACCAGGGGAAGUAUGAAUGUGUGGCGACCAACAACGAUGGAACCCGCUACUCUGCCCCAGCCAAUCUAUAUGUCAGAGUACGUCGGGUGCCACCAAGAUUCUCCAUUCCACCCACAGACAAUGAAAUCAUGCCAGGCGGCAGUGUCAAUAUCACAUGUGUGGCAGUAGGUUCUCCCAUGCCAUAUGUCAAGUGGAUGCUUGGUGCUGAAGACCUUACACCGGAGGACGACAUGCCCAUUGGACGGAAUGUCUUAGAGCUUACAGACGUCCGACAGUCAGCCAACUACACAUGUGUGGCAAUGUCAACCCUGGGGGUGAUUGAGGCUGUAGCACAGAUAACAGUGAAAGCAUUGCCCAAGGCUCCUGGUAUUCCUGUGGUGACGGAACGCACAGCCACCAGCAUAACAUUGACGUGGGACUCUGGCAAUCCUGAACCAGUGUCUUACUACAUCAUCCAGCACAAGUCCAAGUACUCGGAGGACACAUACAAGGAGAUUGAUGGCGUAGCCACCACUCGGUACAGUGUGGGAGGCCUCAGCCCGUACUCGGACUAUGAGUUUCGGGUGGUGGCGGUCAACAACAUUGGGAGAGGGCCACCCAGUGAGAGCAUUGAGGCCAAAACAGCUGAGCAGGCACCCAGCACGGCACCAAGGCAGGUCAGAGGUCACAUGAUGAGCACCACUACAGCUGUCAUCCACUGGGAUGAACCAGAAGAGGCUAAUGGACAGAUCAUGGGCUAUAGAGUCUACUACACAUUGGACUCCAACCAGCAUGUCAACCUUUGGGAGAAGCAAAUUGUUCGGGGGGCUGACUUUGUCACCAUCCAGGGCCUCAUCCCUAAUAAAACCUACUACAUCAAGGUUUUGGCAUAUACCUCAGUAGGUGAUGGACCUCUUUCUCCAGACCUUCAGAUCAUUGCUAAGACAGGAGUUCCCUCCCAACCAACAGACUUCAAAGGAGAAGCCAAAUCAGAAACAAGUAUUUUACUUUCAUGGGUGGCGCCAGCACAGACUGGACAGGAAAAUCAAAUUACAGGAUAUGAACUCAUGUACAAGAAGAGGGAUGACAAAGAGGAGAAACGCAUCAGCUUUGAGCCGACAACAACAUACCUACUGAAGGACUUGAAGCCUUUCACUACUUAUACUUUCCGGCUGGCUGCCCAUAGUAAACAUGGAGUUGGGGCUUACACCAAUGAGAUCUCUGCAGAAACUCCACAGACACAACCCUCAGGCCCACCGCAAGAAGUCAAGUGCUAUAGCCCCAGCUCCACCAACAUCCUGGUAAGUUGGCGGCCACCAACAAUGGAAUUACAAAAUGGGAUCAUAACACAAUACACCAUCCAAUACACCGCAACUGAAGGGGAGGAUACUACUACACGUCAAAUCUCCAGCAUCCCUCCGGAAAGCUCCCAGUACCUUUUGGAAAACUUGGACAAAUGGACAGAGUACCGUGUGACAGUCACUGCUCAUACAGAUGUUGGAGCAGGACCAGAGAGCCUGCCACAGCUCAUCCGCACAGAGGAGGAUGUUCCUAGCGGGCCACCUCGUAAAGUUGAGGUGGAGGCUGUCAACUCCUCAUCAAUUAAAGUGAUCUGGCGUUCACCGAUGCCCACCAAGCAGCACGGUCAGAUCCGAGGGUACCAGGUGCACUAUGUCAGGAUGGUUAAUGGGGAGCCCACAGGACAGCCAGCCAUCAAGGACAUCCUGAUUGAUGAUGCCCAGUGGGAAUAUGAUGAUGCAGCUGAUCAUGACAUGAUCAUCACAGAGCUGCAGGCUGAGACCACAUAUUCGGUUACCGUGGCAGCCUAUACAACAAAGGGCGACGGUGCACGCAGCAAGCCCAAACUGAUCACCACCACUGGCGCAGUUCCUGAUAAACCUCGACUAAUGGUCAGUACAACCAACAUGGGCACAGCUCUCCUCCAGUGGCAUCCCCCAGCAGUAACCCACGGGCCCCUACAAGGUUAUCGCCUCCGUUUUGGCCGCAAAGACAUAGACCCCCUGACUGUCAUUGAGUUCCCUGAGCGAGAGAACCACUACACUACCAAAGAGAUCCAUAAGGGAGCCUCAUACACCUUCCGCCUUUCAGCGCGCAACAAGGUGGGCUUUGGUGAAGAGACAGUCAAAGAAGUCACCACAAAUGAGGAUGUCCCAAGCGGUUACCCUCAGAGUAUUACAGCAGAGGGUGCCACCACUUCAACUAUUCAGGUUAGCUGGCAACCUGUCUUGCUGGCAGAGCGAAAUGGCCAAAUAGUGAAAUAUGCUCUGCAAUAUAAGGACAUCAACAGCCCACGCAGUCCCUCAGAACUUUUCAUCACAGCCCCGGAAUCAACAGUCAUCUUGGAUGGCCUUAAGGCAGAUACCACUUAUGAUAUUAAAAUGUGUGCCUUCACCAGCAAGGGCUCUGGCCCCUAUAGCCCAAGUGUCCAAUUCAGGACACAGCCUUUGGAUCAAGCAGUGUUUGCAAAAAAUUUUCACGUGAGAGCUGCCAUGAAGACAUCAGUGUUGCUGACUUGGGAAAUCCCAGACACCUACAACCCAGCUCAACCUUUUACUAUCCUCUACGAUAAUGGGCAAAGUGUGGAAGUGGAUGGCAAGCUGACACUGAAGCUAAUUACCGGCCUUCAACCUGAGACGCAGUACUCUUUUCUCCUGACCAACCGUGGCAACAGUGCUGGAGGUCUGCAGCACCGCGUGUCCACCAUGACAGCUCCAGACAUCCUUCGCACCAAACCGUACCUGAUUGGCAAGACCAACUCUGACGGUAUGGUGACUGUGGAGCUACCAGCAGUACAGACAGCUGAGAGAGUAAGGGGAUAUUACAUUGUGGUAGUACCUCUGAAGAAGCAGCGCACCGGAAAAUUUUUCAAACCCUGGGACAAUCCUGACGAGAUGAAUUUAGAGGAGCUGCUGAAGGAGAUAAAUCGAACUAGCAGAGGCCUUCGAUUCCGGAGGCAGGCUGAACCCAAAGCCUAUAUCGCUUCCUACUUCAAAAACCUACCCAAAGAGUUCACCCUGGGAGAUGGCAAGAUCUAUGGGGACUUUGAAAACAAGCAACUCCAGAAUGGCCAAGAGUACAUAUUCUUUGUGCUUGCCGUUUUGGAAAUGUCUGAAAACAUCAUGUACGCCACCAGCCCUUACUCCGACCCAGUUGUUUCAGCCGACAUUGACCCCCAACCGAUCAUCGAUGAGGAGGAAGGACUCAUCUGGGUGGUGGGCCCUGUGCUAGCUGUCGUCUUCAUCAUAUGCAUCGUCAUUGCCAUCCUUCUCUAUAAAAGAAAAAGAGCAGAAUCUGAAGCUAGGAAAGGCAGUCUACCCAACAGCAAGGAAAUGCCAUUACAUCACCCAACUGACCCUGUUGAGCUCCGACGUCUCAACUUCCAAACACCUGGUAUGGCUAGCCACCCUCCCAUCCCAAUCAUGGACCUUGCAGAUCAUCAGGAGCGAUUGAAAGCCAACGACAACCUAAAGUUUUCGCAGGAGUAUGAGUCCAUUGAUCCUGGUCAGCAGUUCACAUGGGAACACUCUAACCUGGAGGUCAACAAACCAAAGAACAGAUAUGCCAAUGUGAUUGCCUACGACCAUUCCAGAGUCCUGCUCUCUGGUAUUGACGGUAUCCCUGGAAGUGACUAUAUCAAUGCAAAUUACAUUGACGGCUACAGGAAGCAGAAUGCCUACAUUGCCACCCAGGGUUCUCUGCCAGAGACAUUUGGUGAGUUCUGGAGGAUGAUCUGGGAGCAGAGGAGUGCCAUCAUUGUCAUGAUGACCAAACUGGAGGAAAGAUCCAGGGUGAAAUGUGACCAAUACUGGCCUACAAGAGGGACGGAAACAUAUGGUCUCAUCCAAGUGACACUGCUAGACACAGUAGAGCUGGCCACGUACUGUGUCAGGACAUUUGCACUUUUUAAAAAUGGCUCUAGUGAGAAAAGAGAGGUGAGGCAGUUCCAGUUCACAGCUUGGCCAGACCACGGGGUACCAGAGCACCCCACGCCGUUCCUGGCCUUCCUGAGACGAGUGAAAGCUUGCAAUCCCCCAGACGCAGGGCCCAUGGUGGUACACUGCAGUGCUGGGGUGGGACGCACAGGUUGCUUCAUCGUGAUUGAUGCCAUGCUAGAACGUAUCAAGCACGAGAAGACUGUGGACAUCUACGGGCAUGUAACAUUAAUGCGUGCCCAGCGCAACUACAUGGUGCAGACAGAGGACCAGUAUGUCUUCAUACAUGACGCGCUCCAGGAGGCCGUCAACUGCGGCACCACCGAAGUGCCGGCCAGAAACCUAUACGCCUACAUCCAGAAACUAACGCAGAUAGAGGGUGGAGAAAAUGUCACUGGCAUGGAACUGGAGUUCAAGCGUUUAGCGAACACUAAAGCCCAUACAUCACGAUUCAUCAGUGCCAAUCUCCCCUGCAACAAGUUCAAGAAUCGCCUUGUUAACAUUAUGCCAUAUGAGUCCACACGAGUGUGUCUUCAGCCCAUUCGAGGAGUUGAGGGCUCUGACUACAUCAAUGCCAGUUUCAUUGAUGGGUACAGGCAACAAAAAGCCUAUAUUGCCACACAGGGACCACUGGCAGAAACUACAGAGGACUUCUGGAGAAUGCUCUGGGAGCACAACUCUACUAUUGUCGUUAUGCUCACCAAGCUUAGAGAAAUGGGCAGGGAAAAAUGCCACCAGUACUGGCCAGCAGAGAGGUCGGCCAGAUACCAGUACUUUGUGGUGGACCCCAUGGCCGAGUAUAACAUGCCCCAGUAUAUCCUGAGAGAGUUCAAAGUGACUGAUGCCAGGGAUGGACAGUCUCGAACAGUAAGGCAGUUUCAGUUCACAGACUGGCCUGAGCAAGGAGUGCCAAAAUCGGGAGAGGGUUUCAUCGAUUUCAUUGGCCAAGUACAUAAAACAAAAGAGCAGUUUGGCCAAGAUGGGCCUAUCUCGGUCCACUGUAGCGCGGGCGUUGGUAGAACUGGAGUUUUCAUCACCCUCAGCAUCGUCUUGGAACGAAUGAGAUAUGAAGGCGUAGUAGACAUCUUUCAAACAGUCAAAAUGUUACGGACACAGAGACCAGCUAUGGUGCAGACAGAGGAUCAAUACCAGUUCUGUUACAGAGCUGGCUUGGAGUACCUGGGAAGUUUUGAUCACUAUGCAACGUAAAAGACCCAGUAUUGGAAGAAAAAAGCAGAGGGCGCGCUUUGGAAAGAAAACCCAGUGAGCCUCUCUUCUGAGCCAUAAAUUCCUGCUUGAGAAAGUACUCCUUAACUCCUUGCGAACAACUCAUUAUGUGUUGGAUGUGCGACAUGACUUGUCAAAAAAUGAAAAAGAUGAUUCCCGGAGGACCAAGUAUUUCCCAACCCCAAUAAAACCUCACCUUGACACAGAGUGAGGGAAUCCUGACUGUUGAAGCAUCAUACGGAAUUACCUUUUUUCUUUUGCUUCAAGGAUUCAUUUUGGGGCUCAUAAAACUGAAUGAAACCAACACAAAAAAGUAAAUGAACAAUAAUGACAUCGUCAGAAAUGCAUCAAUGAUUAUGAACCAUUACGAGAGGCAUUGGAGGCACACAGAAUUGCGGGGAAAAAAAACUUGAUGCACAUUGUAAAGAAAAAAAAAAAUCUGUUUCACAAUCAAGUACACACAGACAACCCAUCAAAAAAGAAGACAAUGCUUGGUCCACAACAGCAGGACAGACUUAAAGUAAUAAUGAUUAAAUACCCCUUUUAUUGUCACAAUAUUCAUCAUCUAAAUUUUGGGAGAGGGUAAAGUUAAAAUGAUCUAUGAAAUAAAUAAAAAUUAUUGAUUUAGUUUUUUAGUACUUUAUUACAGCUGAUGUGCUUUUUUUGAACUGUGUGAAUUUCCUUUUUUUACACAAAUUUAUCGCUUGGGGAAAAAAAAGUGAUAAAAACGUACUUAUGUAAAUGUUUUUCUUUUUUUUAAGCUGUAGAACUGUUCUGACGUAUGUGCUUUUUUGCAGAGAAUCUCUUUGCUUUUUAAAAAAUUUUAUUUAAUUCUUUUUUUGUUUUUUUUCCCUCAUAUUGUUGCACUCAGUGCGCAGAACGGAAUUCACACUACCAAAAUGUAACUUUUGUCCAAGAGUUAUUUUUUGGUCUUGAUUGUUUCAGUUUGUUUUUUGUCCAUGAUCACAUACAUGGUAACUUAAUUACUCCCAUAAGAUAAACUUGGGGCUUUGUGGAAUCAACAGGGAUGAGCAAAGUAUGAAGUUGCUGCUACCGAUUAUCUUAGUUCUUCCAUGUUAGAAUGAUGAUAAGUGAGGACCUGAUGAAUUGGAUAAGAUAUAUGAAUAAAUAAAUGGUACAGAUAUAUAAAUAUGUGAAAUAUAUAUAUUAAAGUAUACAUAUAAUAGUCUAAAUAUAUUGAGAAAGUACAUAAUUUAUAAGUAAAAGGCAUAUGAAAUAUGGAUUGUCUAUGAAAGCUUCCAAAUUGAGAGUUGUGUGCUAUGGGGGAAACAAAGAUAUUUUUCACUGGAAUGCACAUCAGUAGGACAAAAUUGUAUUCUGAUUCAGUGCAUCUUUUCUUGUGCAAUAAAUAUGUGUGUUUUUAGAUAGGGUUUUAUGUGGAUAUGUUAUUCACUCAUGACAUUGUUGUUCCCCCGGCAAGGAGGAGUGGGAGUGGGAAUGUCAGGUGCCAGUCAAAGCAUCGCUGGUGCAUUUUCAAGCUCUCAUACAGUCUGUAAUUAGAGGCAGAGGGUCACACAGCCGCACUCACCGCUCCACACACAAUAGGGCAAGGUACAAAGACAUCACUUUCUUGUGGUUCUUUAAAACAUUCAUUGGUAAUAACAUUUUAUUUUCAUUUUGCAUUUAGAGUGCCUUAUAUUUAUGCCUGUUUUUAUAAUGUUUCAUUUAACAUUUUAAUGUAUCCUUUGAGUAAUCUAGACAUUUAAGUGUAAAUGUAAUUGCAUAGUUUAUUUACCUUUAGCAUUCAUUUUGUCACAUGAUGAGAUUAUAUAUGCAAAUAAGAACAUUUCAAAGCUCAUAUUUUUCAUUUUCAGUGGCCUUAUUGUGGCUGAGUGAAUUAGAAUUUAACAGUUUAUAUAUCACUGACCUCUACAGAAUAUAGUUAAGAAGAUACAAAUGUUUAAAAAAAAAAAAAAAAAAGAAGAUCUAUAUUUAAAAAUGUUCAGACACAGAACCAGGGAUGAGACUGCAGAAUAUUAGUCUCAGAAUGAAACAGUUCGUCCAUUAGGACAUGUACAGUAUUAAGGCCCAAUGUGAAGUUAAUGAGAUUUUUUAGCGUCACUACGGUCACAUUUUUCAACAAUAAAGUACAGCAUAUUCAGAUUUUAAAAUAGAUUUGGUCAAGAAAGAAUACCUAAUGCACAGGUCGUCACCGAAGGGGUUUCUUCUUCAUGCCUUAGGUUUGAAUUACAGACUUCAUGUGUGUCAUUACAGAGAGCAGAUACAGAAAAAUACAAUCUGCAACAAAAUAUUGAUUAUGUUAUCCUGACAAUCCUAAACAGUAUGUCACGUCCUCUUUUUUUUUUUUUUUUUUACAUAACAGUUUGAAGUUAAACCCCAGUUUCGGUUAUAUUUCAGUUUUUUUUCUAAUUUUUAUGUUGAGCAGCAUCGUUAACUUCUUCUUACCCUCUUUGGUGGCUUUGUGGAUGUGCAUUCCAGGUGCUUUCUUUCCCUUGUUAACUCAAGCAGCUGUUAUUUUUGUCGACUGCUUAACUGGUUAUUUUUGUCAUAAUUUUGAGAUAUAAAAGUGCUAUUAUUUAACCUCAUGGUGGCUAAUGUUACAUUAUGUUUAAGGCUCAUGUUUAUUUGCUCAUCUCAGUUUUUCCUUUUUUUUAUUAUUGAUUUUUCAUAUGCAUGGUGAAACAUUGCAGAACGGCCAGAGCUGGCCUGGUAGGAAGAUUUGCACUUUCUCUAUCUUUGUACUAUGCACUGCCCUAUUGAUUCUAAACCCAAUAAUAUAUUACUUGAACCCAUCUAUAAAAAAAAUCUUAAUCCUUAACCGUUCACUUUGUGUGUAUGUAAAUAACACAAAAAAGGUAUCGACUCUUGAAAAAGACAAAAAAAAAAAAAAAAAAAAAGUUUGUGGCGAAAAAGAGCAUCCAUUCUGAUGCCAUGGUUACUCCAGCAGAUGACUUCAGAAAAAUCUGUCCCCCAACCAUCUGUUCUUGUGGCUUUGCCAUUCAAGCUUGGAGUGUCAUUAACAGAAAUAAACGUUGUGUUCUCUGCUCUCUCUAUCUAUCUCUCGUCUGGAUGCAUAGACUGAAAAUUAAAUAAUGAAAUUGUAAAAAAAAUGGCUUGUUAAAAAGAUCAUACAAUUACCUCUGAUUAGUUGUAAGCGUAAACUGUUUCUUUUUCUGAAUGAAAGGAGUGCUUUUUAUUUUCUUACUUAGGUUACAUUGGUGGCGAAAGAAGUCUGUAUGAAAAUCAGUUCUUUGCUGACACAAGUUCCAUUUGUUAUAAAUGAAUUCUAUUAAAAAAUGUCAGUGUUAUG
Molecule: messenger RNA, 9592 nt
Organism: Scomber scombrus (Atlantic mackerel)
Lineage: Eukaryota; Metazoa; Chordata; Actinopteri; Scombriformes; Scombridae
Product: receptor-type tyrosine-protein phosphatase delta-like
Exons: 33
Coding region: 529-6282 (1917 amino acids)
Biological process (GO): protein dephosphorylation
Molecular function (GO): protein tyrosine phosphatase activity; protein binding
Source: RefSeq, a predicted model, not a curated record